GCGCGAUGCUGCUGAAGGAGCUGCCGCCUGGCGCAGUUGGGCCCAGACGGCGGUGGAGAAAGGAGGCCGCCUGGCCUACCGCUUCUCCAAGGCGGCCCCCACGCCGGUGGUCAGGGGCGCCGACGCAGGGAGGCCCCUCGCCGGCAUGGGCGCCGUUGAUCAGCUCACGCGCACGUGGCAGCGGCUCUGGCUCCAGGAAGGCUUCCCCAGUGGAGUCGGAGCCUACCAGUGGGACGUUGGUUCCUGGACGCUACCGCCCAUCACCCUGGAGGCCUUGCAACAGGCGUGCAAGCGCUACGGCCCGUCGGUUGGGCUGGGCUGCGACAACCUGCACCCUCGCCAGCUUCUCAUGCUGCCAGUUGCGCUGCAGCUUCGCCUGAUCGACAUCCUCACGGCGUUUGAGGACGAGCCUUCUUCGAUCAGGGGACAGGUGACGCUCAUGGUUUUUAUUCCUAAAGCUGACGGAGGGACGAGGCCCAUCGCGCUGCUCCCGCUGGCCUUGCGGCUCUGGUCUCGCCUGAGGCAGCCGCGCUGUGCCCGAUGGGUGUCAGACCUCAUUUUCCCCUUCUUCUGGGGUCGCGAUGGCCGUGAUUGCGAAAGAGCGGGUUGGAUCCACAACUGCUUCGCGGGCUUCGCGAUGGCCUCCCCGCACUUCGAGGUGGCCAGCCUGUUCCUGGACACCCGCAAGUUCUACGAGCACGUGCGCCACGACGUCCUCUGGACGCCAGCCCAGCGCUUUGGCUUCAACCUGAAGCUGCUGCGCGGCCUCCUCGCCAUCUACCAGGCCCCGAGGAUCGUGCUGGCAGGCUGGUCGUGGACCAGCUCGCGGGGGCCAGCGGGGAGGUGCUGCGACACCUGCGGGCCCACCCUCCCGCUCAAUGAGAGCAAGUCCGUUUUCCGGGCCUCGUCUGCACAUGUGGCGGACGGCCUCGCCGCCAGCUGGGCCGCCCUCGGCUUCGAGGUCAAGCGUGGCUCCCAGGCCCGCAACCUGGGCACCGACGCCAACGUGACCCGCAGAGGGGUCCAUGAGGGAGGCGCCCGCGCUGUGGGAGGCCUCUCCCGCGCCAGGCGGCUGAGAACCCUGGGCUCGGCGGGGGCCGCGGUGGUGCACAUGCGCCGAGCAGGCCCAACCGCCGCCAUGCUGCGGGGCAGGACAGUCGCAGGGGUGCCCGACGGCGAGCUUCACUCCUGGCGCCUGGCGGCUGCGCGCGCGGCAGGGAAGCCUCCCAAGGCCGCCUCCCUUGGGCUUAGGCCCAGGGCGAUCGAGGUGCAGCGCUCCGCCGACCUGGACCCGAGCCCCGCCCUGGUGCGCGCAGCGGUGCAGGUGGCAGCCAGCCUCCUUCAGACGGGCGAGGUGCCCCUGAGGACGUUCGCUACCUGCCUGGAGGAGGCCGAGCGCAGGCGCGGCAGCGCCAUGGUGCCCUGGGUGAACUGCAAGAACCCAGUCGACGCCCUGGCCCUCUCUCUGUUGCGGGUUGGGUGGCGCCUCUCGGCUGGGCACAUCGUGCACACCGACGACGGCCACACCUUGGACAUGCUGAUCAUGGGCCCCCGCGAGCUCGGGUUGCUGGCUGCGGCAGGUGCCCGCAGGGCCUCCGACAGAGCUGAGAUGACGCGGCUUGGGCACGGAGCCGCCCCCUCCAUGCCCUUGUUUUGGGACGCACUCGGCCAGGUCAUCGGGCCGCGCGGCAGGUUCAGCAGCAGAGAGAAGGCAGCGGUGGUGAGCUACCUGUCCAACGCCCACUGGCCGCAGACUCGCCUCUUCGCGGCUGGUGAGCGGGGCCACCCUCGCUGCUGCGCUUGCGGCGAAGCGCGUGGCAGCCUCUGGUGCAGGCUCUUCGAGCGCCCAGCCCUGGCCGCUGGGAGGCGGGACUCGGUGUCAGCCCGCCUCCGUCGCUGCGCCACUCGAGUGAGGCAGCGAGGUGAGGAAGCGGGAGAAUGCUUCUCCAGGUGCUGGCUGCCGCAGCCCCCGCAGACGGCCUGGAGGUCGGACGCGAUGGCAGUCAUGUGGGUGAACAGGCCAGCAGACGGGCUGCUAGGAGGUCGCCUCUUCCUCGACGGCUCAGCGCUCGACCCUGAGUUCGAGUGCAUCCGCAGGGCUGGCUGGAGCAUCGUGCAGUGCGACGAGUUCGGCAACAUGGAGGCGGCGGUGCACGGCACGGUCCGCCUCGACCUGUGCCCCUUCCAGACGGCAAAGGACGGCGAGGACUUCGCGGUCUGGAUGCUGAGCCGCUACCUUGGGCCCUCGAUCAUCGAGAUCAGCAUCGACAGUGCGUCCACAGUCAGCUGCUUGAAGCUCGGCAGGAAGUAUGCGACGGCUGCCAACAAGCCCAAUGCACACCUGUGGUCGGCCGUCUACGCCUCGCUGGACGUCGACGCGAUCACUGUGAACAAGGUGGCGGCCCACUGCACCGAGAUCGAUGUUCGCGAGGGCAGAAUCUCGGAGUUUCAGUUGCUUGGGAACGCCCACGCCAACAGGCUGGCGAAGGCGGGGGCGGCCCUCCACAGGGUCAGCGCGGCGGCCAGGCGGGAGUUCUCCGGCGCGAUGGAGGUCGUGAGGGAGUUCUCCAGGUGGAUCGCGAAGGCCUCGAUCUUCUGGCAGGACAGGGACUCCCAGGACUGCGAGGGCCUUCCUGAGUGCGACGAGCGGAGGACUGCUGUCACCUUCGCGGUCCCGCUGGAGGAGUGCGCUGACGGCCCGCGGGCGGCUCCCGUGAACGGGUCGGGCGCCCCGCCCGCCGCCGUGGGGGCCAGCGGGGAGCAGGCUGGCAGCCGCCCCGCCGCUGUCGGCGCCUGGGCCUCGGCGGCGCGUGACGGAGGAGUAGCGCUGGGCGCCCUGGUCUUCGCCGUCGCAGGGCACACCCUCGCUUGCGCCAGGUGCGGCGAGGACGGCGACCAGCAGGAGAUCAUUGCGUGCACCUGGCGCGGCGCGCAUGCGAGGCUUGGCGGACGCCCUGGCCCGCAGCCCAAGCUCAGGGAGCGCUGCCCUGGCGCGACGGGCCUCCCCAGGUCGCUGCGGGACCAGAAGUCGCGGUGGGAGCGCGGCCUCCACCCUGGGGGUACGCCGCGCGCCCGCGACGCGCGGAGGAAGGGGGCGGAGGCCCCCCGCCUUCGCAAGGAGGCCGAGGUGCCGCAGGACGCCAGGGCGCGCUUCCUGAAGUGGCUCGGAGUCCAGCCCGAGGCCCCAGCAGGCGUCGAGGGCAGCGCCUCGGCGGCCGUCGCUGCUGGGGGCGGCGCUGGCGCUGCGGCCUCCUCCUCGACAGAGCUGCCCGCUGCGGCUGGCGGCGCCGCGGCGGGAGCGGGAUCACGGCAGGCCUGGCUGGAAGCUUACGGCCUCGAUGAGGAGAGCCUGCUGAGCUGGGCGGAGGAGGCCGACGAG
This is a messenger RNA of Prorocentrum cordatum, 3379 nucleotides long. Lineage: Eukaryota; Dinophyceae; Prorocentrales; Prorocentraceae. The record is from the annotation of a GenBank genome assembly.